GUCUCUAUAUAAGAAAGCUGCCACAUGCGUUUCUAUAAGUCUCCAGUCCUGACAGAGAGUUGGUGCAAAAAUACUUGCGAGCCUAAGAUUAUAUUUUAUUACAUAUCUAAUAACAAACCUACCAAAUAUGAACAUACAUUUGCAGUUUGUUUCUUUCGCACUAUGUUUAUUUGCGUGCAUUACAUUGGUUUGUGGACUACCAAUAGAACCCUCAGAACCACCUAUAAAAUCAACAAUAAUUGAUCUCAAGUUUGCGUUGACCACCGCGAAAAUAGUAUCGAUUGCUGUAAACAAUACCUUCAAAACUUAUUGUCCAUGGACAAACAUAAAUAGAUGCCAUCAACUUGCUGACUAUUUCCGUAACAAACUGGUCGUUCCAUUACCACAGUUGUCUCUUCAAGACAACAUUACCAAAAACCAAACAGAAUUGUUAAAUAUGGCCCUAGUCAACAGCUCUACCACACUCAGGAAAUAUGCCAUCCUGAUUAAGAACCAAGUGGAGAUAGAACAUGACCGUAUAUGUGCUCCUGCCAAAAUCAUAGCAGUGCCGUGUCAUUAUCCAGCUGCCUGUUCUAAGCAUAUUUCUGAUUCAAAGGCUAUGAGUUAUUGCUAUUUGAGAUUUGUUGAAUCCUAUUUAACUGACUUGAAUCUGUUGAUAUCCUUGGAUUCUCGUGACACAAAAGUAGACGAGAGGCUUUUCUUACGAAAAGGCGCUUCAGCUUUUCAUCGACGAAUAUCCAUUCUGGUUACUCUACAGACACUUCUGGAACAUGUAACCCUCACCCAAAGAAUUCUACAGAUAUACGAGUAGUUAUUGCUAUCAUUAGAAUUUUAAAGAAAUGAGAUGAAUAUCUGGCGUGGCUAUAGGUGCAAGCGUAGCUGUGUAAGAAGUGUCUUUCAACCACAUGGUUCUGGGUUCAGUUCCACGAAUAGCAACUUGGUACAAGUGUCUUCUAUAACCUCGGGCCGACCAAAGCCUUGUGAGUGAAUUUACUAGACAGCAACUGAAUGAAGCCCGUGGUGGAUAUGUGCAUGUGCGUGUGGGCCUUUGUGUCUGUGUUUGUUCUCCACCAUAAUUUGACAACCAGUGUUGGUAUUUCUACGUCCCCGUAGCUUAGUGGUUCGGCAAAUAUACUAAGCACUAAGCUUUAAAAAAGUAGUGGAGUCGAUUGAUUCGACUAAAAUUUCUUCAACGCUGUAAUCCAGCAUGGUUGCAGUUUAAUGCAGGGGUCGGCGAACCGGGGUAAAUUACUCCACUUGGGGGUAAAAAUGAAAUUCUUGGGGGUAAUGAUGACUCAUUAGACGUAAAUAAAUUUUAUAAAAAAAUGUGUUCCUUGUUACGACAGAAAUUUUUCUUGUGGCAUGAGGAGGCAGUCGAGAAUGUUGCUGCCUUUUGCAACAACCAGCCUCUGCGAAUAAGGAUUUUCAACUCCAAUGAACGUAAACACAAAGCCGAAUAAUCGAAUGGACCCUGAAGACUAUAUGCUCUGGCAUCAAAAUGCCCCAAUUCUGAUGUAAUUGUAACAAAAAUGAAACAACAUUUCUCCAAAACCUGAAGUGAAAAAGUUUCUAGAAAAACCUUUUUGUUUCAUAAUGAGGAUAUUAAUUUAUCUUAUCGCGUUUGUUUUAUACUUUUUAUAUUUAUAAUUGUAUUCUCCAUAUAAAUAGAUUCAAAUAUUCUUUUGAUUUUCUUCCUUUGAAAUCAAGGGAGUAACUUCAGCGUAAAUAAAUAUAUUUUGUGAGUAACUGGUUAAAAAAGUUCGCCGACCCCUGAUCUAAUGACGGAAACAAGUAAUAAACGAAAGAUAAAAAGUGAUGGUAUAUAAGUAUUGUAAAUUAUUGUUAAUUAUAAUAUUAUUUAUUAUAUAAUAUUUAUUAUAUUUAUUAUAUAUUUAUUACAUAUUUAUUACAUAAGGCGGCGAGCUGGCAGAAUCGCUAGCAAGCCGGGCGAAAUACUUAACGGUAUUUUCUCUGUCGCUACGUUCUGAGUUCAAAUUCCACCGAGGUCGACUUUGCCUUUUGGAAUCGAUAAAUUAAGUACCAGUAAAACACUGGUUCGAUGUAAUCGACUCAUCCCCUCUCCCACAAAUUUCAGGCCUUGUGCCUAUUGUAGAAAGGAUUAUAUAUUUAUUAAAUAAUAUUCAUUAUAUACUUAUUAUAUAAUGUUUGUUAUAUAUUUAUUACAAAUUUGUUAUGGCUUCCCAUCAUUGUGGCUAGCGCACUACACAUUCUUCAUUUUCUCUCUUUGUUCCUUUUUGUGUGCCUUUCUGUGGAAGAGUGUAGGCUCGAAACGUUAAAGACUUUUAAUUCCCGAGCGUUAUAUUAAUACAUCUGUUUGUUGUCUACACCAUCUGUCUUCGCCUUUUGUUUUUUUUGUGAAUUCUCCCUAUAUAUUCUAUUGCUAUAUGUUAUAUUUUAAUGAUUACUGAUAUUUUAUAUUUUAUAUCUUAUAUAUGUAAGGCAUAAUAUGUCAUAUGUAUGUAUAUUGUUAUAAUUGUCCUU
This is a messenger RNA of Octopus bimaculoides (California two-spot octopus), 2502 nucleotides long. RefSeq lists its product as uncharacterized. The record is from RefSeq and is a predicted model, not a curated record. Lineage: Eukaryota; Metazoa; Mollusca; Cephalopoda; Octopoda; Octopodidae.